UGUACGCCCCGAGGUAACCGCUACAUCCUGGUGGCCAUGGACUACUUCUCCAAGUGGCCAGAGGUGAAUGGGAUUCCAGACCACGAGGCAGAAACCGUAGCUGAAGUACUAGUAAAAGAGUUUUUCACUAGUUUUGGUAUUCCAGGACAGUUGCACUCGGACCAGGGCCGGGAGUUUCAGUUGAGGGUGUUCCGGCAGUGCUGUGAGCUGCUAGGAAUCCAUCAGAAGUGCACUACCCCGCUCUACCCCAGAGCUACGGCAUGGUGGAGCGCUUUAACAGGACGCUGGCGGAAGAACUGGCCAAAUACUGCAGCUCUGACCAGAAAGAUUGUGACCUGUGGCUGCCGUUUACCCUGAUGGCAUACCGAUUUGCGCAGCAGGAAGCCACAGGUUACACUCCCGCCCGGAUAAUGUUUGGUCGAGAGAUGUGGCUACCUCUGGACCUGGCCACUGGACGACCACCUGGGGAAGAGUUACCACAAACAGCGCCUGAGUUUGUAGCGGCGUUGCAACAGCGGAUGGAGGCCACGUGGCGACAGGUGUCGAGCAAUCUUCGCCACAAGGGGCAAGCCAUGACCCGCUGGUACCAGAUGCGCGCCAGGGACGCCCAGUAUGGGGUGGGGGACCGAGUCUGGUUGUAUAAUCUCCGCAAGAAACGAGGCCUCGCUCCGAAGCUGCAGAGCUACUGGGAAGGCCCGUACACUAUUCUGCAACGACUUACGACCGUCACGUACAAGCUGGGAGAUGUCACAAGUAGGCCGCCACGUAUUGUCCACGUCGCCCCCUUGUGGACUGCUGUGGAGGAAGAACACUUCACGUGGGACCAGCAGGGACCACUUUCGUCGCCAGACAGUGAGGUGGGGAGCAACAGCGAGAUGGAGGGUGACGGUGGAAUAGACAAUGUUGCAGAGUGUGUUGUUGGUGCGCGUAAGGACCCAGAGAACGAGUCUGAGAAUGAAGCAUGUGUAUCGCGGCCCCUCAGAAAGAGGAAAAAACCUCAGUGUUGGACAGACUACGUAUGUGAAAGUGAUGAUGAAUAGUCGGGACGACUACUUUUUGUGAGGGAGGGCAGUGUAGCAGCGAUGCAAAGUGAGUAGUGAAGAUAGCGUUGGCAGCGCUAUCCGGUUGGCAUUACUGUUUCGGUUGGCAGAUGUGGUGUUGAGGGGUUACCGGAUGUGCGUUGCCGGAAACACGUGGAUAUGCCAACCGUGACUGGCUUAUGGAUGAGCCAAUGGAAAUAGAGUAGAGUAAAAGGGGGUAUAUAAAGUGGGCCCCAGUCUAGUCUUUGGUCUUCUUCUCCUCUCUUCUCCCCAGUCAGUCUCCGUCGUCUUCUCCCCCCUUCGCCCUCUUUUACCAGAAAACUAGAGUAAAGAUAAAACCAAAUAUGGAAGCAGUGGUGUAAAUCCCAAAGAGACCGAGCAGCGUCAGGGUCUCCAGCAUGGGUGUGAAGAUCUGCAGAUUUACAAUGGAGGACAGCGUGCCGGCGCAGACGCAUAUACUGCAGGCCUGAGGAGGGACCAGUGAACUAUUAUGAAUAAGGUGUCUAGCCACAGCUUGAACUUCCAGACAGGGCGCUGAACAGGCGCGGCAAGGAGAGGCAGUGUCAAUGCUGCCAAAACACACGGAGCACAGGCGGAUCAGCACUGCCUCUCUCAGGAUAUCACAGAUUUCUACCAAGUCACUUCACUGGAAGAAAUUUUCUCGGAAAGAAACACGAACAAGGUGGAAGAUGUAUAAGGUAACGUACGAAACAUAUAAGCAGUUGUGAUUAAAAAAAUGUAAA
Portunus trituberculatus (swimming crab) is the source of this 1783-nucleotide messenger RNA. RefSeq lists its product as uncharacterized. The transcript has 3 exons. The record is from RefSeq and is a predicted model, not a curated record. Bases 261 to 1040 code for a protein of 259 amino acids. Lineage: Eukaryota; Metazoa; Arthropoda; Malacostraca; Decapoda; Portunidae. Gene Ontology annotation, molecular function: nucleic acid binding.